Molecule: messenger RNA, 2196 nt
Organism: Vigna umbellata (rice bean)
Lineage: Eukaryota; Viridiplantae; Streptophyta; Magnoliopsida; Fabales; Fabaceae
Source: RefSeq, a predicted model, not a curated record
UUCAAAUUAAAAGACAACCUCAAAAACCUGGAAACUAAUCUAAAGUUAAAGCAGAACAUAAUCUCUAGAAGAAGAAGGAGAGAAGAGAGAAGAGGAGAGAAAGUUUAAAGCUUUCUCCUUUGCUAUUCUUUGAACAAUCUUCUUCUCUCUCUCUUCUUGGACUCCUUUGAAGGCAAGAAAAGAAAGAAAAGCAUUCUCUUUUUGUGGGAGGGGUCUCUGAAGAAUACUUGUCUCUCUUAGUGAUGUUUGGGUGCAAGAGUUUACUAUGCUGGGACUCUGUCCCUGAAUUCACUGACCCUGAUCCACUUCCCUUCUCUCUGCCUUCACCCCUUCCUCAAUGGCCACAAGGUGGUAGUUUUGCAAGUGGAAGAAUAUGCCUCGGAGAAAUAGAAGUUUUAAAAGCAGACAAGCUUGAGAAGGUCUGGAGAUGCACAACUUUGCGUGGGAAAUCGUUGGGUUUCACAUUUUAUAGACCUUUGGAAAUUUCAGAAGGCUUUUUUUGCCUUGGUCACUACUGCCAGUCUAAUGACCAACCAUUGAGAGGAUAUGUUCUUGUGGCACGGGAAACUAAUGCCUCAGUGUUAGAAUUUCCUGCUCUAGAAAAACCACUUGGCUACUCAUUGAUAUGGAGCAUUGAUUCACAUGAUGAAUGUGUUUACUUUUGGCUGCCAAACCCUCCAACUGGUUACAAAGCCAUGGGCAUAGUGGUUACUAGCAGUCCUAAUGAACCUGAAGUUGAAGAAGUUAGAUGCAUGCGAGCUGAUCUCACCGAAACUUGUGAGACUUCUGAUCUAUUACUGACUAUAAAGUCAAAAUAUGCAAAAAAUGUAUUUCAGGUUUGGAAUACAGAACCCUGUGAUAGGGGUAUGUUAGCUAGAGGUGUGUCUGUUGGGACAUUCUUCUGUGGUAGUGCCUAUUUUGAUUCUGAACAAGUGGUGGAUAUUGCGUGCCUGAAAAAUCUUGAUUCUUCCUUGCACGCAAUGCCAAAUCAGAACCAGAUUCAUGCACUAAUUCAGCAUUAUGGUCCCACCGUGUACUUUCAUCCUGAUGAGAAGUACUUGCCAUCAUCAGUGCAAUGGUUUUUCAAGAAUGGUGCAGUUUUGUAUACUGCAGGCAGUAGCAAGGGUAAAGCUAUAGAGUAUGGGGGCUCAAAUUUACCCAGUGGAGGAACUAGUGAUGGUGCCUUUUGGAUUGACUUGCCUACUGAUGAAGAUGCAAGAAACAAUCUAAAGAAGGGAAACAUAGAGAGUGCAGAACUAUAUGUUCAUGUAAAACCGGCCUUGGGAGGAGCCUUUACUGAUAUUGUGAUGUGGGUUUUUUGCCCCUUCAAUGGACCUGCAACCCUUAAAGUGGCACUUAUGAACAUUGAGAUGGGGAAGGUAGGUGAACAUGUAGGUGACUGGGAGCACUUCACCCUUCGUAUAAGCAACUUCAGUGGAGAACUAUGGUCUGUAUUCUUCUCUCAGCAUAGUGGAGGUCAAUGGGUAAAUGCAUUUGAUCUGGAAUUUAUCAAGGGAAAUAAGCCUAUUGUUUAUUCAUCAAAAGAUGGGCAUGCUAGUUUCCCUCAUUCUGGGACUUACCUUCAAGGACCAUCCAAACUAGGAAUAGGAGUACGCAAUGACGCAGCUAAAAGCAAAUUUAUUGUGGAUUCAAGCAUCAAAUAUGAGGUUGUUGCAGCUGAGUAUCUCGGUGAAGGAGUGAUCACAGAACCAUGUUGGUUGCAGUAUAUGAGAGAGUGGGGUCCUACAAUUGUAUACGAUUCACGUUCUGAGAUAGACAAGAUAAUAGAUAUGCUUCCACUAUUUGUUAGAUUUUCUGUGGAGAACUUAUUUGAACUAUUUCCAACAGAGCUUUAUGGUGAGGAGGGGCCAACAGGUCCAAAGGAGAAGGAUAAUUGGCUAGGAGAUGAAUAUUGCUAGUUCUAUUUCAGGCUACCAUUUUUUGCUGUUUUACUUUGCUACUCUUGAUCUUCAAGCUGUGUUUUUUCCUCAGUGUCUUCAAAUCCUGGUAAUAGUAUAUGUGUUGAUUGUGCCACUGCGGGAGUGAGUUGUAAAGGGGGUGUACCAUACAUAGUAGCAACUUAUCAAGUUAUGAGAUUCUAUGAUGUUUUUAUUGCUUAAAAGAAUAUACAUACAUAGCCACACAAAAAUUGUGAGAAGAAUGACAGCAAUGUACAUUCUGAUACACUCUUUAUUU